Molecule: messenger RNA, 6514 nt
Organism: Heterocephalus glaber (naked mole-rat)
Lineage: Eukaryota; Metazoa; Chordata; Mammalia; Rodentia; Bathyergidae
Source: RefSeq, a predicted model, not a curated record
UUUCUAUGUUAAAGGUCAGUGUAUUGUUUAUCUGUAACUUGUUAUAGCACUUCCACCCAACCCUGAGAAACUGCGAACUUUAGGUAUAUGAGAACAAAAAUCCUGCAGGGAUGAAAGGGCAUCAAGGUGACAGCCUGCAUCCUCCUUACAGAUUCGAAGAUGCAGCCCAGGAGGCAUUGCUUAAAUUUUCUUUCAGAAAAUUCAGGAACAAAGUUGGAAUAAAGAUGCUAUGACAUGUUUACAUUUAUAUUUUUAAAACUCUCAAAUUGGACCUAAAUAAUUCAAGAAAUUACAUAAAUGUUGAUUCAUACAAUGUUGAAAAAAUUUGCUUCAAGUAAAUAACUCAUAGGUAAUUACAACUAGAAUUUAUUGUACAUUUACAAAAAUGUACUCAAAAGUAUUUGGAAAAAUAUAACACUUGACAGCUUGCCAUUACAGGCAAGGGGAUUUGCUAACAGAGGCUGUUUUGUAAAUUAAGACACAGGUGACACUCCUGAGCAGUGCUCACACGGCUUGCUUGGUCAUUACAGAGCGAGGGCGAGGGCAUUUUGAUUGAACCAUAUAUUUUUUCAGAACUUUGCUUUUAAACUACUGUUUUCUGACAUUACUUAUGUGUCUCUUAACCUUGUGAUUUCUGAAACUUUGCAAUACAAGAGUAAACUUCCACAUCACCUCAAAAAAAAAAAAAAAAAGAGGCUGCACAGAUUAUCAGGCUCUAUCUGGCCCUUAGCCUCCACCAUCAUACCUGGAACCAAGGCCAGGCGCUCACUUUCAGUCCUGAGACAGAGGUCUGGGGUGUCAAGGGAGAGAAGCCAGUAGCGUCACUCUCCAGCAACGCACGCGAGUCUCUCCUGGGGCCUCCUGGCCUCGCUACUUCACCCCCAGCCUUUCUCCCUCCCUCUCCCUGCAGAUGCUGACAUAUUGAGUUUCGCCCUUUUAAAAAUAGCUUCUGCAGCAGAGGAGGAGCUUUCCUGACCCAGCCCCGCAGGGCAGCCUCCCUGCCGGCUGCCUGAGGCAGCACCAUCCUAGACUGAGUUUCCCUCCACUCGACUCAAGAUUUUCAUGCCACCAAAGCUGGGCCCAGUGGUUUGAAAUCCCCCAAAGGGCGACUCCUUUAGCUAAGCUCUGGCCUCCUUCAUCCCCUUAAUAAUUCAUCUGGUCUGUCUUCAGCAGGACCCUGAUGGCAUCUCUGUCACUUUCUUAACAAAAACCCCUUGAAAUCCCCAGGAGCCACGCCACCAUCCCGAGCUGCACACAACUGUCCCAAGCCCAGAAUGGAUGAGGCUGGAAUGGACCCGCUGGUCUUGGGAAGCCAAUGUGACCUGGGAACUGAUGCACUUCUUCCUUGGAGCCCCCAAAGGUAUGAAGAAGACAGCAAGUGGGGAGACACACAGGACCUGGAGGCUCUCCCUCGCCCACCUGUGCUUCCCGUGGCCCCUUGCACCUCUCAGGAGGGCCAGUCUCCAUGCCACCUGCUGACAGUGAGGGUCAUCCAGAUGAAAAAUGUCCGCCAGGCUGAUCUAUUGAGCCAAACAGACUGCUUUGUGAGCCUCUGGCUGCCCACUGCCUCUUCUGAGAAGGUGAGGACCAGGACCAUCUCCAACUGCCCAAACCCAGAGUGGAACGAAACCUUCAGCUUCCAGAUCCAGACCCAAGUGAAGAACGUGCUAGAGCUGAGCGUUUGUGAUGAAGACCCAAUAACACCCAACGACCAUCUCUUGAUAGUUCUCUAUGACCUCUCCAAGCUCUGCUUCCGGAAGAAAGUCCAUGUGAAGUUCCCACUCAACCCAGAGGGCUUGGAGGAGCUGGAGGUGGAGUUCUUGCUGGCAGAGAGUCCCUCUCCGGCGGAGACCCUCAUCACCAAUGGCGUGCUGGUGUCUCGCCAAGUCUCUUGCCUAGAGGUUCACGCAGAAUCCAGGCGGCAGAGGAAGAGGAAGAAAAUGAAAGACCUGUUGGUGACAGUGACUGAAUCCUUCGAGAACACCCAGCGCAUCUCACCCCGCAGGGAGCCCUGCUGCCCUGACCCUUCCUCCUUCCACUACCCCAAGUACUUUCAGCCCUGCUUGCAGGUGGCUGUGCCCAAGAGCCACUGGGACUGUUUGCUCAGCUGCUGCAGUACACAUAAGAGCAGUCCUGUCUGCCAGCCCCUCGACUGCCUUUCUGACAGCCAAGCCGUGACCCUGCCUGUGAAUGAGAAUUAUGAACUACACAUGAAGUCCACACCCUGCCCUGACACACUAGAUGUACGACUGGGCUUCAACCUAUGCCCCGAGGAGCUCAAAUUUCUGGAGAAGCGGAAGGUGGUGGUGGCUGAGGCACUGAAGCAGGUGCUGCAGCUGGAGGAGGACCUGGCUGAGGACGAGGUACCUCUGAUAGCCAUCAUGGCCACCGGGGGUGGAGCAAGGUCCAUGACCUCCCUGUACGGCCACCUGCUGGGACUGCAGAAGCUGAACCUCCUGAACUGCAGCAGUUACAUCUCCGGCCUGUCUGGGGCCACCUGGACGAUGGCUACUUUGUACCAAGAUCCGGAGUGGUCCUCCAAAGACCUGCAGUCUGCUAUCUUUGAGGCCCGGAGACAUGCCGUCAAAGACAAGAUGCCCUCCCUAUUCCCAGACCAGCUCCUCAAAUUCAAGGAGGAACUCCGGCAGCGCACCCAGGAAGGCUACAAGGUCACCUUUACAGACUUCUGGGGCCUGCUGCUUGAGUCCUGUCUGGGGGAUGAGAGUAGUGAGUACAAACUAUCAGACCAGCGUGCUGCUGUGUGCCAGGGCCAGAACCCCCUGCCCAUCUACCUCACCAUCAAUGUCAAGGAUGAUGUAAGCAACCAGGACUUCAGAGAGUGGUGUGAGUUCUCCCCCUACGAAGUGGGGAUGCAGAAGUACGGGGCCUUCAUCCCACCCGAACUCUUCGGCUCUGAGUUCUUCAUGGGACGGCUGAUGAAGAGGAUCCCCGAGUCACGGAUGUGCUACAUGCUAGGUUUGUGGAGCAGCAUCUUCUCCCUGAACCUACUCGACGCCUGGAAUCUGUGCAACACCUCAGAGGAGUUUUUGCACCGAUGGACGAGGGAGAAAGUACAUGACAUCGAAGACGAGCCACUCUUGCCUGAAAUCCCCAAAUGUGAUGCUAACAUCCUGGAGACCUCGGUAGUGAACCCAGCAUCCUGGCUGUCCAAUACUUUCCGAGAAGUCCUCACCUACCGGUCCUUCGGGUCUGAGUUCCACAACUUCAUGUACGGGCUGCAGCUACACACUGGGUAUCUCCGCAACAGCCACUUCCAGAAGUGGAAAGACACAGUGCUGGACCGCUUUCCAAACCAGCUGACAGAGUUUGCCAAACACUUGUGCCUGCUGGACACGGCAUUCUUCGUCAACUCCAGCUAUGCACCCCUCCUCAGGCAAGAGAGAAAAGCUGACCUCGUCAUCCACCUCAAUUACUCCGCUGGGUCCCAGACGAAGCCCAUGAAACAGACCUGCGAGUACUGCACUGAGCAGGGGAUCCCCUUCCCCAGCUAUGGCAUCGAGGAUGAUGAUCAAAACCUCCAGGAGUGCUACCUGAUGGAGCAGCCCCAGGACCCCGAUGUGCCCGUCGUGGCUUUCUUCCCGCUCAUCAACGACACCUUCCAGAAGUACAAGGCACCGGGCGUGGAGCGGAGCCCCGAGGAGAUGGAGCUGGGCCAAGUUAACAUUUAUGGCCCCAAAUCUCCCUAUGCCACCAAGGAGCUGACAUACACGGAAGCUGCCUUUGACAAGCUGGUGAAGCUCUCAGAGUACAACAUCCUGAAUAACAAAGACAAGCUCCUCCAGGCCCUGCGCCUGGCAGUGGAGAAGAAGAAACGCCUGAGGAGCCCAUGUCCUUCCUAGGCCCAGGGAGCCCCAUCCAUCCUGCGGCUGUUUCUGCCCCAUCCAAGGCCUUCACAGGCCACACCACCAGCCCUGCUCUCCGGCCAGGAAUGCAGGCGAGUGGCCUGGGCUUUCCACCAAAAAAACCAAAAUCAUGGAAAGGGGAGAGGGACAAGGAGAAUGAGGAGCCACCCUGGGGUUUUAGGCCACUGGGAUUUCUUUCCCCGCUUCCCUACGGGGAAGGGUCUGAUGGCCUCAGACUCCCAGUGCUGUCCUCAAGCAUGGAGAGGAGUCUGGCCUGAGAGAGGGCCUGGUUCCCAAGGGCCUCAGGCUCCAGGCCUUCCCCGUUCCCCUCCUCCCACAGGGGGCCCAGGGGAUGCUUGGCACGACUGAGGAGCACUCCCGGUUUCCCGGCAAAAACACUUUUCAAAUUUUAAGGUAAUUGGCUCCUUAUGAUUUUUAUCAUCAAAAUACUUUAUGAUUUUGACUUUUAUGAAUCAGGGUACUAGCAGGAAGCCUGAUGCUGAGAGACCUAAAUGGAGUGCCAGGGGCAUCCUAGUGCCUGCACCAACAAAGCCAAGCAGGUGACCGGCGGCUCCAGCACCUCUCCAGUCACCCGGAGCCUGGGGCUGCUGAUGCCUGUGAUCUCAACCAGGCAGCUGUGGCUAAGCACCCAGCUCCAACGAAAGGCCAGGCAAAGCCAAGCCUACAGUGGGCUCCCAGAGCGGGGAUCUAGUCUGGGAUCUGGGCAGGCUGCAAAGGACAGCUUCAGGCAAGCAGAGCUCCCCAGUACUGCCAACACAUGGCUCACUUCUCUCACUGCCCUGGCCAUCUGGCUUCCAGAUGAGAUUAUUUAUUUCCAAGUAUGAUCCCUCUAGUUUAUCAUGGAAACCCCCAAGGCCAGUACACUGCAGCUCUUGGAGAAUAAAGGGAGGAAGGAGCAGCAGGGAAAGGCAAGGGCACCCCUCCCAGGAAGAGCUCCUCCUCCCUGCCCCCCAGAGAUGGCUUCCCACCAACCCUGGGAAAGCCCUGGGACACAGAGAAGUCCAGUCAGUGUGAACAGGUCUCCCUGGAGGCCAGGGAUUUCACUGAAGAAUGGUAUCACUUGAGCUGCUGAUGUGCCCAGGCUGAUGGACAGUGGACACAGAAGGGCCGAAAGGGAAGUGGUCCAAGCAGAGCCCAGCAAGCCCUCUUUGGGCCAGUCUGCUCCCCAAGCAGCCCUUUGUUGUUGGGAAAUGAGUUGGGUCAGGUACUCAAUGCUUAGAAAAAUUGGGCUCUCCUUCAUAGCCUUGCUGCUCAGAGUGUGGUGGAAGCUGGUUAGAAAUUCAGGUUCUCAGGUGCCACCCAGCCACACUGAAUGGAAUUGCACUGUAAAGAGACCCAGGCCCCCUCUCCCACCCCACCCCACCCCUGUGUGGCUCCUGUGUGUGUUAAAGUUGGAAAGGAAGCCAGGCUACCAGCAUGGUGGCACACGCCUGUAAUCCCAGUGUUACUGUGCGAUGGGCAGGUAUGAUCCAGGCUCUUGCGUAUGAUGAGCAAUUAUUUGCAAAUGUACACCAAGUAAAAGGCAGCUACAUUUACUGAAGAUCACAGGAAGCUGUGCUUGGGGCGAGUCUAUGCCAACAAGAGAUAUGGCACGAACAGAAAAGAGGUGCCAGGGGACAGGAAAGCAAAAACACUGUGGAGAGAACGCAGCACACAGCAACAGCCACCGGUAGAUCAAUCUUCCAGAAUUUAAAGGGUGUGCACCUCAGCCCCGGUGUCCCCCUGAGGCUCUAGGUGUGAUUGGCAGGAAUGACUGACAGGGUACUAUGUUGUCUCAGGGGCUCUCGACACACAUGCUUGUCCCAGAAUUCACUCUGGUCUUAAUUACAUGGAUGAGAUAUAGUCCAUAUUUAGGAACACGUAAUGAGGUGGGAGUAGGGUGAAGAUGACUAAAGAUCAGGCUAGGAGAUCCAACUGACAUGCUCUCAUGCAUCAGAGAUCUCCUGAGUUAUUGUUACGUGAUUUUCUACCUCUCUUAAGACAAUGGAAGGAGGAAUGGCCAGGGAGCUGUUUAAAAUUAAGUGGAUGGAUGGAAGUGACUUCCAUAGCUCCACUGUUUCUAACUGUACUACCUGCACUCUGGAGAGCUGAGGCAGGAGGAUUGCAAACUGGAGCGAAGCCUGGGCAAUUUAGGAACCUAGUGAGAUCCUAUCUUCAAAUUAAAAAGGAAUGAGUAUGUAGCUCUGUGCAAGAGCCGUGGGUUCAUUCCCUAAUGAUACAAAAUGGGAGAAGCAAGGAAGGAAGGAAGGAAGGAGAAGGGAAGGGAAGGGAAGGGAAGAAAAAAAAAGUUAGAAAGCAAUGGACUUAUGCUACUGCCCCCUAAAACCUUGGAAAGCAUAAAUCCUUUGACUCCCUUGAGCCACUGGGAAGCUGGACUUCAGGACCUGCAACACCCGUCCUCAGCCAGGCGAUGCUGACGGAGAGGUCACCCCUCCUCUCCACCAGAGCAGCCGGCUGCCCCACCCUUCCCUCCCAGCUGCAAGCAUGGGGUUCUAACUUCCGAGACAGCAAGCACAGGGCCCGUCUGUUUUGAGAAGAAGGCCGCCCUCCCUUGGGUGCAUGGUGCAUGUUAAGUGAAGCGUGUGCAUCGUUACACGAUUUGAGCACAGAAUAAAAUGCCGUGUGGUGAA